Messenger RNA from Dama dama (fallow deer), 951 nucleotides. RefSeq names its product serine protease 45. The record is from RefSeq and is a predicted model, not a curated record. Gene Ontology annotation, biological process: proteolysis. The coding region runs from base 1 to 951 and encodes 316 amino acids. Lineage: Eukaryota; Metazoa; Chordata; Mammalia; Artiodactyla; Cervidae. The transcript is spliced from 6 exons. Gene Ontology annotation, molecular function: serine-type endopeptidase activity.
AUGGCCGUCUCGUUGUCCUGCCCUAGCGCAGGCCUUGCAGCCUCGAGGCCGCUAGGCCUGAGCCGCAGCUUCCUGCUGCUGCUACUGCUGCUGCUGAACUCGGGUUACAAAGGAGACAGCACCAAACCAGCUUGUGGCCAACCUUGGUGGCCGAAGAAUUUGGACAUGUCCCGCCAUUGGCCCUGGGAAGUGAGCCUCCGAGUGGAAAAUGAGCACGUGUGUGGAGGGGCCCUCAUUGACCUCAACUGGGUGGUGACUGCUGCCCACUGCAUCCAAGGCACAAAAGAGUAUUCAGUGCUUCUUGGCACCUCCAAGCUGAUGCCCCCGAAUGCCACGAGAACCAUCUUGAUCCCUGUGAGGGACAUCAUUAUGCAUCCCAAGUACUGGGGCCGGACCUUCAUCAUGGGUGAUGUGGCCCUUCUCCAACUUCAUAGUCCUGUCAUCAUCACCAAGUAUGUGCAGCCCAUCUGCCUUCCGGAGCCCAACUACAGCCUGAAGGUUGGGACACAGUGCUGGGUAACUGGCUGGGGCCAGGUUAAACAGCGCUUCUCAGCCAACUCCACGCUGGCCCCAGAUCUGCAGGAGGCCGAGGUGUUUAUCAUGGACAACAAGAAGUGUGACCAGAUUUACCGCAAGAAGUCCCGCAUCCCCCGCGUUGUCCCCCUUGUGCUGGGGGAUAUGAUUUGUGCCACCAAUUACAGAGAAGACUUGUGCUCUGGGGAUUCUGGGGGCCCAUUGGCUUGUGAAGUCGAGGGCAGAUGGAUUCUUGCUGGGGUGUUGUCCUGGGAAAAGGCCUGCGCCAAAGUACAUAAUCCGGGCGUGUAUACCCGUAUCACCAAAUACAGCAGAUGGAUCAAGAAGCAAAUAAGCAAUGGGAUUCUCUCAGUUCCCUGCACCUCUGCCUGGCUGCUACUCCUGUUCUGGCUGCUGCAGCCCCAGAUGGGCCCCUGA